Acaromyces ingoldii is the source of this 2260-nucleotide messenger RNA. RefSeq names its product putative acyl-CoA oxidase. The record is from RefSeq and is a predicted model, not a curated record. Gene Ontology annotation, biological process: fatty acid beta-oxidation using acyl-CoA oxidase; lipid homeostasis. The coding region runs from base 7 to 2151 and encodes 714 amino acids. Gene Ontology annotation, cellular component: peroxisome. Lineage: Eukaryota; Fungi; Basidiomycota; Exobasidiomycetes; Exobasidiales; Cryptobasidiaceae. Gene Ontology annotation, molecular function: FAD binding; fatty acid binding; acyl-CoA oxidase activity. The transcript has a single exon.
GAUAGAAUGAGAGGUCUCUCUGCCGCUCUUUCUUCCCCACCUUUCUAUCUCUCCCCUUCCCUCCCCCCAAUGACACCUCCAGCAAAGCACCUGUCGAUUCCUUCGGAGCUCAAGCCUGCGGGCACCUCCGGUGCGCAGCUGCUGGCCAUUGAGCGUAAAAAGGCCAGCUUCGACUCCAAGCAGAUGGCCGCUUACCUGCACGGUAAAAAGUGGCUUCAGCGCGAUGCCGAGCUCGUCGAACUGCUGCAGAAUGACCCCUCGGGCGCCUUUGACAAGUCGUCGUGGAAUUACCUCGGCCGCACGGACAAGUUCCGCGCUGCGCUCAAAAAGGACAAGCGGCUGGCCCAACUUGCGCGAGAGCACAGUUGGACCCGUGAAGUGGAGCAGCAUGCAGAGAGCCUGUGCGACCUGCCCGGUCCCUUUGGCCUGCACAAGUCGAUGUUCAUCACGACAAUAGACUCGAUGGGCACCGACGAGCAAAAGGAGGAGUGGCUCGGCCCUGCGAUGCGGUACGAGAUCAUUGGCUGCUAUGCGCAGACCGAGCUCGGCCACGGCUCCAACGUCCAGGGACUCGAGACCGUGGCCGUCUACGACGAAAAGACGCAGGAGUUUGACAUCCACUCACCCUCAAUGACGGCCUCCAAGUGGUGGAUUGGUGGACUGGGCCGCUCGGCGACGCACGCCAUCGUCAUGGCCCAGCUGGUCCUCAAGGGCAAGAAGCACGGGCCUCAUCCCUUCGUCGUCCCCAUCCGAGACCCUGUGACACGCGAGCCACUGCCGGGACGCUACAUUGGUGAUAUUGGCCCCAAAAUGGGUUACAACACGACCGACAAUGGUUUCCUCCUCUUUGACCACGUCAAGGUGCCCCACUUCAACCAGCUGGCCCGCUUCGCAAAGGUGGAAGCCGACACGGCCGUCUACGUGCCUCCGCAGUCGUCGGCCCUCACCUACGGUACCCUGACCUGGGUGCGUGCCAACAUUGUCCAGCAGUCGCGGACGGUGCUCAUGCGGAGUGCCACCGUCGCCAUCCGCUACUGUGCCAUUCGACGGCAAUUUGCGGACCGCGACCACCCAAAGUACGAGGGAAACAAGCCAAUCGAGACGCAGGUCCUCGACUACUCCAUGGUCCAGGCCCGAAUCUUCCCCGUGCUCGCCAAGGCCUUUGCGUUCCACUACACGGCAAAGUACAUGUUUGACCUGUACAACAAAAACAUUGAGAACAUCAACCAGGGCGAUCUCUCGCUCAUGGCUGAGACGCACGCCAGCACGUCGGGCCUCAAGGCGCUCUGCACCAUCGAGGCCGCCGAAGCCAUCGAGACAUGCCGGAGGGCCUGUGGCGGCCACGGCUACUCGUCGGCUUCGGGCCUCGGCAGCUUUUACUCCGACUACCUCCCCCAGGUGACGUGGGAGGGCGACUCGUACAUGCUCUCGCAGCAGACGAGCCGGCACCUGCUCAAGCAGAUGCGCGCCAUUCUCAAGAACCCCGACGACGUGCCCAAGGGCUUCAUCAGCGACUACAUCAACAUGUACUUUAAGAACAAGGGCACCCAGGCCCACGCCUCGUACUCGGGUGACCUCUACGACCCCAUGUGGUUCGUCAAGGCCUUUGGCUACCGAGCCGCGCACCUCAUCGAGCAGACGCUGGAGCUCCGCGAUGGCCCGAGCAAGCGGUCGUGGAACUCGAUUCUGCCGGAGCUGUACAAGUGCUCCAAGGCUCAUGCCCAGGCUCUCGUCGUCUACAACUUUGCCAUGGCCAUCCUUCACGAUGAGGAGCUCAACAGCCAGCCAGCGCUGCGGACCGUCAUGCAGCAGGUCUUCCUCCUCUACUGCACCCACACGAUGGAGCUCGAGGGCGCCGAGUUCCUCUCCAGCGGCUACCUCACCCCGGCCCAGUACAAGCUUCUCGCGACAAAGGUGCAGGAGUGCCUCGCAUGGAUCCGGCCCCAGGCGGUGCCCCUCGUUGACUCCUUUGCCCUCUCCGACUACCUCCUCAACUCGCACCUGGGCUCCAGCAAGGGCGACGCCUACGAGGGCCUCUUCGACCACGCGCUCCGCGAGCCAAUCAACAGCUCAAAGUGGAACGUCGACAUCAACGACCUCGAUGCUGCAGACAUUGACCAGUCCCAAGCCCUGCCUCGCUCCAAGCUGUAGAUAAUCAUCAUUCCAUCCACAAAAAAAAUUGCAUCAAGUCCGAAUGGCAUAAUUCUAUCGAUGACUGGAAAGAAGGAAUGGCUUGACAAAGACGACGAAUAUUGAUGAU